AUACCAGGCAGAAGAUGGAACUUUCUGCUCUUGUAGACUCAGAGGCAACCACUAAUUUCAUAGAUAUAGAAAUAGUACAGACACUAAAGUUGCCUAUUCAAGCUCUAGAAAGCCUAAUUAUAGUUGAGACGAUUGACAGGCAGCCACUAAAAUCAGGGCCGACUUUGCAGUGCACGGCUCCUUUGCAGCCGACAAUCAAAGAUCACACAGAAUUAAUAACGCUCUAUGUAACUGACUCCUUGCAAGUACCCAUCAUCUUGGGAAUAGAGUGGCUUCAGCUGCACGAUCCAGAUAGUAUGAUAUCUUCCAUUGUGAACAGCACUUACUAUGCAAAUGUCUCAGCAGCAAAAUGUCAGGAAUUUGGGAGGUGGUAUAAACAUUUCAAGAAGGCAAAAGAUAUGAUGGCUGAAAUGGACAGCCUUUCUGAACUAUCACAACAAGGUGCCAACCAUGUCAACUUUGGUCACCAACCAGUCCCAGGGAACACCGCUGAACAGCCACCAUCCCCCGUUCAGCUUUCUCAUAGUAGUCAACCAUCUGUUCGGACCCCACUUCCAAACCUGCACCCUGGACUUACUCCCAUUAGUCCUCAGUUGGUAAACCAACAAUUGGUAAUGGCCCAGUUGCUAAACCAGCAGUAUGCAGUGAACAGACUUCUAGCCCAACAGUCCUUAAACCAACAGUACUUGAACCAUCCUCCUCCUGUCAGCAGAUCCAUCAACAAGCCGUUGGAACAGCAGGUCUCAACUAAUACAGAAGUGUCUUCCGAAAUCUACCAGUGGGUGCGUGAUGAAUUGAAACGAGCAGGAAUCUCGCAGGCAGUUUUUGCACGUGUGGCAUUUAACAGAACUCAGGGCUUGCUCUCAGAAAUCCUGCGAAAGGAAGAAGACCCCAAGACUGCUUCACAAUCUUUACUAGUAAACCUUCGGGCAAUGCAGAAUUUCUUGCAGCUGCCAGAAGCAGAAAGAGAUCGAAUAUACCAGGAUGAAAGAGAAAGAAGCUUGAAUGCAGCUUCUGCUAUGGGCCCCACACCUCUUAUAAGCACACCACCCAGCCGACCUUCACAAGUAAAAACAACUGCUAUUUCAACAGAAAGAAACGGAAAACCUGAAAAUAAUACCAUGAACAUUAAUGCUUCCAUUUAUGAUGAGAUCCAACAGGAAAUGAAGAGAGCUAAAGUAUCUCAAGCAUUAUUUGCAAAGGUUGCAGCGACUAAAAGCCAGGGCUGGCUUUGUGAACUCUUGCGUUGGAAAGAAGAUCCCUCACCUGAGAAUAGAACUCUCUGGGAGAAUUUGUCAAUGAUCCGGAGGUUCCUCAGUCUUCCUCAGCCUGAACGAGAUGCCAUUUACGAACAAGAAAGCAAUGCAGUUCAUCACCAUGGCGACCGGCCUUCUCACAUUAUCCAUGUUCCAGCAGAGCAGAUUCAGAGCCCCUCUCCCACCACCCUUGGGAAAGGAGAGCAUAGAGGCGCUUUCUUACCUGGCCUGCUGACUACUGGACCUUGGCUGGGUGCUGCUCCCCAGCAGCAGCAGCAGCCCCAGCAGCAGCAGCCCCAGCAGCAGCCCCAGCAGCAGCAGCAGCCCCCUCCGCCUGGUCCCAGAUUACCCCCAAGGCAGCCAACAGUAGCAUCACCAGCUGAAUCUGAGGAUGAAAAUCGUCAGAAGAGUCGUCCACGAACAAAAAUUUCUGUGGAAGCUCUGGGCAUUCUUCAGAGUUUUAUUCAAGACGUAGGCCUGUAUCCAGAUGAAGAAGCAAUCCAGACUCUGUCAGCUCAGCUUGAUCUACCGAAAUACACCAUCAUCAAGUUCUUUCAGAACCAGCGAUACUAUGUCAAACACCAUGGAAAGCUGAAAGAUAACUCAGGCUUGGAAGUAGAUGUGGCAGAAUAUAAGGAAGACGAAUUACUUAAGGAUUUGGAAGAGGGUGUCCAAGACAAAAGUACGAACACACUUUUUUCAGUUAAAUUAGAAGAUGAGUUAUCGGUAGAAGGGAACACUGACAUUAAUACUGUAUUGAAAGACUGAUAAAAAUAGUAUUUAUUCAACAGCAUCACCGCUUACUAAUAAAAAGAAAAAUCCAUCCUGUAUACUGUCAGCAACCUCUUUAUUCAUUGUUUGGCCAAUGAAUCUUCCAAAACUUGCACAAAAGUUGAAAAAAUUAAAGGAUAAUACAGACUGCACUAGAUAUUUUACAAACUGCUUCAGAGAUAGAAAUGAAGCAUUGAAGAUUGUUUCAUAUUAAUUUGUGUUCACUGGGUACAUCAACAUGUAUCCAAUAAGCAUGAUAUCUGUGGGUUGUUUUUCUUAUUGUUGUUAUUAUUAUUAUUAUUAUAGAGCUUUCAGACAAGCAUUAAUUUGUGACUUACUGUUUUUAUUUUUUUCCCAGUUAUUGUUAACACUCCACACUUGAUCUAUGAAAGCUUAACAUUUAUUUAAGUAAAAGAAAAAAGAAGAGUUAGUUACUCUUGCUCUAUUGUAUGUUACAAAAGAACUAUAGACUGUGGGAUGCAGUUUAAAGUUCACAUAUGCCAACAAAUGCCUUGUAUUAUAUGGCACUGCCGUAACUCAGAUUUUUUUUCAGAAGUAAGAAGUCACUGUAUCUUUUUCAUUUUCAUUUGUUAUAUGAUUUUUUUGAAAAC
Molecule: messenger RNA, 2638 nt
Organism: Python bivittatus (Burmese python)
Lineage: Eukaryota; Metazoa; Chordata; Lepidosauria; Squamata; Pythonidae
Source: RefSeq, a predicted model, not a curated record